AUGCGAAUAUUCCGCACACAGAAGCCCAAAGCUCCGACUCCAAAGUCGCCUGGAAUCGUAGAUGCCAGCAUGGGCAUUGGAACCACGGUCGGCUCGCGCGAUCUGUCGGCGAGGAUAGAGCCCUAUACGUUUGGACAUUCUUCAACUCCUCCUCCAAUUCCCUAUCCAGCAGCUCAUCAGCCAAGGAGCGCCUCGAAUAGCUCUCCACAUGUCCCAGACGUGGCGUCUGUACCCACCAGUGGCAAACCAGAUGGUUCGAUGGCUCCUCCUCCUGCCCCAGGAAGAAGACAUUCCCUGCGUGCUACAUCGUCAGAAGAGGAGCGCUGGGUCAUGGUCCAUGACAAUCCCAUUGACUCACGUUCAUCAUCCAUUGCAUCCCUGAUGCCAGGAGGAGCCGCCGCACCGUAUAAUUCACCUGCAUUUACGCAAACAUCCACGACCGUACCUAAUGCAAACACUGGCGUACAGCAGCAGCAGCAACAUCAUCCUGCCAGUCCCAUUCAGCCGCAACAACAGCAGCGAACAACCGCCGGUGCGACCAGGAGACCGCCAAACUCGUCAACUCCACGUCCAGAACAGCAACAGCAGGCAUUGAAUUCCGCACAGUCACCUCCAAAAUCAAACGGCCAUCCACAGCAUGUCGAGCGGACCCAUUACGAAAACCAAGAACGAGAGGGUUCAAUUCACUCCCAGCAGGACAAAAGCUGGACCCGUGGGCUGUUUGGAACAACUGGAAGUGGCAAAGAGCGAGAGCGCGAAGCAAACGCAGAGUUGAUGCGCAUGAUCGGCUUUCUCACUGCGGCAGCACCUGAUGAUUGGAGCCUCGUCCUCGAGGUUUGUGACCGUGCCUCUGCCAGUGAGAGUGCCGCCAAGGAAGCGUCGAAAGCCUUGAGACGCGAAUUCAAAUAUGCCGAGCCCUCCGCUCAACUCAGUGCCGCGCGACUCUGGGCCAUCAUGCUUCAAAACUCUUCCGAUGUGUUUAUUCACAACUUGGAAGAGGUUAUCAACGCGGAUACGACUUCGCCUGUCGUGCGCGAACGGCUGCUCGAUGUGCUGGCCUCUGCAGCUUACGAGUUUGGAAAGAAGCCGGGGAAAGAGGGCUUUGCGACAACGUGGCGACGAGUACGGCCAUCAUGGAAGCCACCAGAGGGUGUCCCAUUCGAGACGGUCGAAGGCUUGUUUGAUUCUGCGUUCCCUCGACGGACGGCUGCUGUACAGCCGCCCACGGAGCGACGCGAUGACCGAGACAGGACGAAGCGUGAGAGGGAUCGAGACAAGAUGUUGCUUCAACAGCAGAUGCAGCUCGAUGCGAUACAGAAUCGAGGGUAUCGCAAUCAUGCGACGCCACCGGUUCCAUCACGCAAGGACCGAGGCAUAAUCUCGCCCGAGGAGGAUAUCCGCCGACUAUUCGAGGAGUGCAAGGUGGCAAAAGAGAAUGCAAAUGUUCUCAGCAGUGCUCUCAGCUCGGUUGAUAGAACGACAUUUGCUACCAACCCUGUCGUUCAGGAGUUUUACAAGAAAUGCCGCGCCUCCCAAGAGCUGAUUGUUGCUCAAAUCCCAUGGGCGAGUGCCGGCGCAGAACGAUCUCGUAUAGCUGCGAUGCAAAAGAGAGCUGCAAAGGAUUCCGGAAGUGACGGUGGACCACAGGGCAAAUUGACGAAGAGAAACCGCGACGGACGUGUACAACCGCAAGCCGAGGGCGCUGGCGAUCCCGAUCAGACAAGGGAGGAGAUGCUACUUGGCGAUCUCUUGGCUGCUAAUCAGGAGAUUGUCGAAGUUUUCGCAAUCUACGAACAAUUCGAGACCAUGGCCAAAAUGGAACAGGAGGCACGCGAAGGUGUCAAGAGAAGCAUCGACCAUCAUGAUCUAGCACAAAUACACCUCACUCUGCCGGAUGGGUCGGUUGUGACCGAGCCUCCAUCCACUCGGGCGACGAACUCUUCACGAUCACCUUCGCCAUCAAUAGUGACCAAUGUACCUCAACCGACCAACCCAGCAUCUAUGCCCCACUCUGCCACCACUGCAAGAGUUCAAGGAGGUCGCGAUUUACCCCACCCGCCCAACCAAUCCGGAGACAUGCUCAAUACGCAUCCAGCUGUAGCCCAACCAAGACUCAAUACUUAUCAACAGCAGCCCGUAUCACAGAGCCCCAUGCCGUCUCCGAUGCAGCACAUGGCUCCUCAGCAACCGCCCCAGGUGCAAUCAGUGCACACUCAGCCCAAGACUCAGCCCUACCACUCGCAUCAUUCCUCGAAUCACUCGGUGAAUAGCGCAUAUGGUGGUCAAACACUAAACCUCCCGCCCUCGGCACCGCAUGGACCUCGACAGCCCUCAAACACACGAUCCAGGACGCCGUCUCCCGACCGAAGCGGUGACUAUUCUGCCGGUAGUACACCACCAACAGCCGGAACGCCGACGAAUGGGAUGGAUUACCCCCCGCCUUCGCAUCCACCUCCACAUUUGGCUUCGCAAGGACGGACGGAGUCUCCCGCACCGGGGAGUGUUCCACCAGGACUUCAAAACUUUGGUGGGAUGCGGAUCGACAUGGACGCUGCCCGAGGCUACGCUGGUUCGGACGGAGAAAGCGAGGAUCAGAUCAUGACACCCAUACGACCGAGCGCAAAGGCACUUGGAAAGCGACGAGCCGAAGUAGACACCCCAAUAGAUGACGAAGAACUUGAGCGCCGCGAAGAGGCGGAGAUGGAACAAGCAGUCAUGCUCUCGACGAUUGCUCCUGGCGCAGAGACGCUUGAUCGACCGGCCAAACCGAUUCAAUAUGUCUACGACGCCGCUGCGGAGCGCGCAAAGGAGCUCGAUGCGAUGGAGAGGGAGGAGCGACUGAGAAGGCAGCAGACCAGGAGUAGUAUGCAGAGAGUUCACCCAUCUGCUGGAGGUGGCUCGGCUGCAGGUGCGGCUCCUGUUGCUCCUGCUGCACUGUCCUCUGCGACCCAGCCUACCGGGGCGAUGAACGCUGGUAGAUAG
Messenger RNA from Serendipita indica DSM 11827, 2982 nucleotides. The record is from the annotation of a GenBank genome assembly. Lineage: Eukaryota; Fungi; Basidiomycota; Agaricomycetes; Sebacinales; Serendipitaceae.